AUGGAUUCGUCCAUAAAAAAACCAUCUUCUACGAAUUCACAAAAUCCGUCGACAUCAUUGGCAACUCCAAAAUCAGCUGUUUCGAUAAGUGUUGUAAGUGUCCGAUGAUUUUGCUUUCUCAAAAACAAUUUGUUUCACAGAAUCCCGUUAUUUAUAAAAGUUCAACUCUCAAACUUUCAAUAUCUCCAAAUCAACAAUUUUUAUACGGUGUUAUAUUGCGAAUAAUCAAAACAGUAUACGCUUCAAGAAUUCCACAAAUAACAUCAGAACUGCCUGAAGAUUGGGAGAAAAUCAAAGAAAACGAUGUGAAAAGAAUAGGAGAAUUGAUCAGUUGUUAUAAUAAAGGAGCAAAAGCAUAUAAUAAUGAAAUAUGGGGAUGCAGUUGAAAAUCGAAAAAUGUUAGGAGAAUGGGCUUUGCCAUUUUGCACACAACAAAUUGCUGCUCAAAUUACAAAUUGGGCAUAUAAUUGGUUGGUUUAUUUUUUUUUUUCAAUUUCAAUUUCAAAAUUAAUAUAUUUUUGCAGUGCUGUUUCAACACCAUCAAUUUUAAACAGCCAUUACAAAUCAUUUUCAUCUGAAACAUAUGGAGAAACUAAUCUUGAACAAAUAACAAGUAUAUUAAAUGAGCUUCAACUUGGACCUGAUGAUGUUUUUGUUGAUUUGGGAAGUGGUGUUGGUCAACUUGUUGUUUAUACAGCCGCUUGCACAAAAAUCAAGAAAGCUGUUGGAAUUGAAUUAUCAACUGUUCCAGCAAAUCAUGCUCAAAAUCUUCAACAUUAUUAUAAGAAUAUUAUGGGACAUUUUGGAAAAUCUUAUUCACCGUUUGAAUUGCAUAAUGGAGAUUUUUUGGAUGCGAAAUUCCGCGAUUUGAUAACCAAAGAGGCAACUGUUAUUUUCAUCAAUAAUUAUGCAUUUAGCCCGGAUUUAUUGGUCAAAAUAUCGGAUGAAUUGAUUUCGGAAUUGAAUGAUAAUGUUAGAAUUGUAACAGCAAAAGAAAUGGGUGUAUUAAAACGUGAAGUUAAUGAUCGAACUUCUCGAGGUAAUUUAUAGAUAUUUUUAAAUCAAUUCACGAAAAAGUCAAAAAUGUCGAAAAAACAUUGUAGGUCAAAAUUAGUUUUUCGAGUUUUUCAGCCAAAAAUGAUGACAAAUAAAUAUUUUUUAGGCUUUUGGUGUAAUUUCUGAAGAAAAUAAGCUUCGAGAACCCUAUUUUGCUUUAUUUUAUGCAUUUUUUCAAAAUUCAUCAAAAAAGUGAAUUCCAAUGUCAAUUUUCAUCAGAAAUUACUCCAGAAGCUUGAAAAAUAUUGAUUUGUCAUCAUUUUUGGUUGAAAAACUCGAAAAACUAAAUUUGACCUACAAUGUUUUUUCGACUUUUUUUGACUUUUCGUGAAUUGAUCUUUCGAUGUUAAAAAACAUUUUUAAACAUUUUUUUUCGUUCGUGAAUCAGCCCUAUUAUCAAAUUUAAAAAAUGUGGCAGCCGUAAAAAAUGAAAACCAGUGCAGAGCUGAAUGAAUGACAAACUCAUUACUUCGUCAGUCGCGAGCGGCUGUGCGUUGCGGUCAAAAAACAAUCAAUAAUCCAUUUUUUCUUUGUUUCCCGACCGCGACGCACAGCCGCACGCGACUGACGAAAUAAUGACUUUUUCAUUCAUUCAGCUCUGCACCGGGUUUUAUUUUUUACGGCUGCCACAUUUUUCAACUUCGACAAUACUAAAUUAUUAUUUAUUUCGGUGUAGUAGUUGAACAAGAUUUCAAAGUUGAACAAGAUUUGUAGUAGUUGAACAAGAUUUCUGUUUUCAGCACUGUCUUAUCAAAUAUUCAAACAAAUUUCAAUAAUUUCAGAUAUCUCAUCAAUUCUUGAAAUGCGACAAAUGAAAUCACUAUCAAAUGGUGUUUCUUGGACAGCAAAUGUUGUCAAAUUUUGGCUUCACACUGUUGACAAAUCCAAGGUUUGUCUUCAUUUUUGAGAAUCUCUAACAUCUCAUUUUUUCAGGUGUUCAAGUUUUUUGAACAAAAAGCAAACCGACCAAAAGGAAAAGAUUCGAAAUCUUCAAGUUCGCAAAUGAAAGAAAAAGAAGGAAAAAUGGUAUGGUAAAUUAAUUUGUUGAUAACAAUUUCACUUUUGAUUUUCAGCAAUUUUCCACACCAAAAGAAGAAAAAAUAAAUUUGAAAAGACUUGCACCAACUCCGAGUGACUAUGAUAAUGAUAAAUACUUUUUUGGGAGAACUAAAAGAAGAAUGUGCAAAGCACAAGUUGGAGGAUAUAAAAAGGUUGGUAUUUGAGGAGGAGAGGGAGAUUGAAUAAAUUUAUUUCAAUAAUUAUUUUUUUUACCAAAAAAAUCAUCUUGUCUUAUAAUUAUCUUGUCAACGUGUUUAAUAAAAUUUCGUUUAAAAAAAUCACAAAAAAAUGAAAUUCUUCAAAAGCUUUGGCGAAUCAAUCAGAAACUUACAAGGGAACUGUUUCAGCUUGCAAUCGAGAUUUUUAAUGAGAUAUAUGUUUUCUAGUAGUUUUCGACCCGUUGAUCACGAUUCCGCUGUCUAAAACUGCAAAGCUCGACUCCUAACAUGAGUUAUGACGUGGCAAAGUUGAAAAAAUUUGAGAAAUUGGGACUUUGGAGGGUCCGAACUCGCCUUCAAAAUUAUUUUCAUGAAAAUCUGAUGGCAUAGCGUUGUUCAGGAGGCUCGAUUACAUAGAUAGAAUUCAUGUUGAACAACCCCGAUGCUAUUAGAUUUCCAAGUCCCAAUUUUUCAAAAUUUUCCAACUUUGCCACGUCAUAACUCAUGUUAGGAGUCAAGCUUUGCAGUUUUAAACAGCGGAAUCGUGAUCAGCGGGUCGAAAACUACUAGAAAACAUAUAUCUCAUUAAAAAUAUCGAUUGCGAGUUGAAACAGUUCCCUUGUUAAUUCAAAAUUUCACCUCCUCAUUUUUUUUCGCUCCCGCAAAAGUCCCCAUUCUUAUUUCCCCACCCCUUUCUUUUGUAAAAAAAAUAAAAAACAUUUUGACACAUGUUUUGACAAGUGGAAAAGGAGCGAUCUCGAGGCGCGCGUGUCCAGAUGUAUGUAUGUAUUCACCAAAAUUUCAAAAGAGGGCGGACAAAAAAUCAUUUGAUGGUGAGCUGCCGAUUUUUCCACACCGUUUCCUAUUUUUCUCCGUAUUUUUUUUUACCAAAAAACAUAUAUUAGAUUCAUUGACGUUAUUUAUCUACAGUAACCUGAUCUACAGUAGCUUGACCUAUUUUAACUUACAGUAACCAUACAGUUUGAGCUACAAGGUUACUGUAAACUAAGGUACUAGGCAUUUUUUAAACUAACUUGGAAUAUGGUAGCUCUACAGUAACCUAAACUACAGUAACCCUACCCUUUUCAUAAAUAAAAUCAGAAAUGUAUAUGCGCCAAAAACAUUACAGUAUCCCAGUAGCAUUAGUUACAGUAGCCAUCUAGAUUCAGAAUUCCCCCUGUACUAUUUUUAGUCGCGAACUCAAACAGAUGUUAUUUCAAAAUAAAAAAUUCCCUAUCAUUUUUUUUCUUGACACACAUGUGUUUUUUUCAAAAAAGGCGCAAACACAAAAGUUCCUCCUCCCGUGUCCAGAUGUAUCCCAAAAACUAUUCAUUCAGCCAAAAGAAAACAACAAUGUGCUCGACUGUCUUGGCAUUUGCCAAAAAUUGUCUCACGUUCAUUUUUCGGCCGAUUUUCUUGUGUUUGUCGAAUUUGUUGGACAUGUUGCCGUUUCGUGAGUUUUUUUUUUGAAAAAUGAAAAUUUCGAAAUUAUUUUUUGGGUGAAAAAUUAUGCCACGUGAAAGUUUCACGUCGCGUUGAAUAAAAAAUAAUUUUUCAUUUUUUAUUUCAAAAUUUGGGAUUUUUUGAAAAAACUAUUUAAGAUUUUAAUCUUACAAGUACAGUAAUCCUAGACCUACAGUAAUCUCAGAAGCCUUGUGUUAGUUUAACUACAGUAGUUUUUGAUCUACCAGAUAUCCAUCUGUAGAUUACUGUAGCCUGUACCUUUAAAAAAGUACGAUAAGCUAGCAAAUUGUGAUCUACAAUAACCGGGUUCACGUCACGUGAAAUAAAAAAUAAUUUUUUAUUUCAAAAUUUGGGAUUUUUUGAAAAAACUAUUUCAAAUUGAAAUCUUACAAGUACAGUAAACCUACAGUAAUUGUAAAAUUACUGGCAUUUCGUAGUGUUUUAAAGGUACAGGGUACAGUAGUUUUUUAAAGGUACAUCGUACAUAUUUCUAGGAAUCUUUCUGGUAUAUCAACAACUACUGUAGAUUGACUAACUCAGAGCUUCUGAUAUUUGAAAUUAAAAAAUUAAAACUGCAGUAAUCCUAGAUCUACAGUAAUAUUAGAAGUUCUGAGUUAGUCUAACUACAGUAGUUUUUGAUCUACCAAAAAGAUUCCUAAAUUUUUGUACGCUGUACCUUUAAAACACUACGGUACGCUAGCAAUUUUUGAUCUACAAUGAACAUUUUUCCAGGAUUCGCAUUUUUUGGUGGUCAAAACCGUGCUCAAAUCGUUGUGCUCCAGGAGCCCCCUUCACAAGUUCACUUCGAUAA
This is a messenger RNA of Caenorhabditis angaria, 4548 nucleotides long. The record is from the annotation of a GenBank genome assembly. NCBI's taxonomy places the organism in Eukaryota, Metazoa, Nematoda, Chromadorea, Rhabditida, Rhabditidae.